AUGACUCGAUGGUCCAGUUACCUGUUGGGAUGGAUGACCUUCCUCCUCUGUUCCUAUGAGUGAGGUGGAGGGAGGAACGAGGAAUGUGUCUUUCCUUUCACCUACCAGGGAUCUGUUUACUUCACUUGCACCAAAAUUCUUAGCUUAUCCCCUUGGUGUGCCACCAGAGCGGUGUACAAUGGCCGAUGGAAGUACUGCCAGAGUGAAGACUACCCACGCUGUAUCUUCCCUUUCAUCUAUCGAGGAAAGGCCUAUAACAGCUGCAUCUCCCAGGGGAGCUUCUUAGGCAGUCUGUGGUGCUCAGUCACCUCCGUCUUCGAUGAGCAACAGUAGUGGAAAUUCUGUGAAACCAGUGAGUAUGGGGGAAAUUCUCUCAGCAAGCCCUGCAUCUUCCCCUCCAUCUACAGAAAUAACGUGGUCUCUGAUUGCAUGGAGGAUGAAAGCAACAAACUCUGGUGCCCGACCACGGAGAACAUGGAUAAGGAUGGAAAGUGGAGUUUCUGUGCCGACACCAGAAUUUCCGCACUGCUCCCCGGCUUUCCUUGCCACUUUCCAUUCAACUACAAAAACAAGAAUUAUUUUAACUGCACUAACAAAGGAUCAAAGGAGGACCUUGUGUGGUGUGCAACUUCUCACAACUACGACCAGGACCACACCUGGGUGUACUGCUGA
Cebus imitator (Panamanian white-faced capuchin) is the source of this 672-nucleotide messenger RNA. It is a transcript of the gene ELSPBP1, whose product is annotated as epididymal sperm binding protein 1. Lineage: Eukaryota; Metazoa; Chordata; Mammalia; Primates; Cebidae. Gene Ontology annotation, molecular function: heparin binding. Gene Ontology annotation, cellular component: cell surface. The transcript is spliced from 5 exons. The record is from RefSeq and is a predicted model, not a curated record.